Molecule: messenger RNA, 1435 nt
Organism: Glycine soja
Lineage: Eukaryota; Viridiplantae; Streptophyta; Magnoliopsida; Fabales; Fabaceae
Product: NDR1/HIN1-like protein 13
Exons: 2
Coding region: 320-1054 (244 amino acids)
Cellular component (GO): plasma membrane
Source: RefSeq, a predicted model, not a curated record
GCACAGUUGCAGAAAGAGUUGUGGUGUAUAGGUAGGCUUCCAUCCCGCCAUGUGACUGCUUAUUAGUUACCAAACAAAAAGCGGCGCGUGGAUCUCUCUCUCUCUCUCCGCUGCUCAUUCUCUGCCUCUUAUUACUCCACAACCUUAGCUUAAGCUUUUCAUUCACUAAACUAACUUCCUCAAAUCAAUUACAAUUUUUGGACAUUUUCUCUCUCAACCCUCCAACAAUAUUCCCUUCUCUCUCAUCAUUCUCAUGACAUAAUCACAUCACACAAUUGAUUUCCUCAAUUACUUCUAAUCCACAAUCAAAUAGCGCAGCAUGGAAGAAUCUGCGCCCCAACCCAAACCAAUCUUACAGAAACCCCCCGGUUACCGGGACCCCAACUCCAAACCGCCACCACCUCCUCCUCGAAAGCUCAUGCUGCCCCCCUCCUUCCAGCCCAAACGGAAGCGUCGCAACUUCUGCCGCAUAUGCUGCUGUACCUUCUGCAUCCUCAUCCUCAUCCUCCUCCUUGUGCUCGUUAUCGCCGCCGCUCUCUUCUACCUCAUCUACGACCCCUCCCUCCCUGAGUUUCACCUCGGCUCCUUCCGCGUCCCCAAACUUAACGUCACCAAUGCCGCCGACGGGGCCUACCUGGCUGCCGACACGGCCGCACGUGUCGAGGUCAAGAACCGCAGCGGCAGGAUGUCGUGGCAUUUCUCCCAGAGCCGCUUCUCGGUUUCGGCGGAGAACGGGGACCUGAAUCUGGGGUCCACGAAGGUGGCCGGGUUCACGGUGAAGGAGAAGGGCGUGACCGAGCUGAAGGCGGAGACGAGCGUAAAGGAGCUGGCAUUGAAUGAGAAGCAGAGGAGAAGGCUUAAGAGCGCUGUGGAGAGCAAAGCGUUGGUCCCCACCGUGGAGGUUCGAACCAAAACCGGUGUUGGCUUGGAGGGUUGGAACUCACCCUCCAUCUCCGUCACUGUCGUCUGCGGAGAUGCCACCGUGAGACAACUCGAUAAAGGAGACCCUCCCCUUUGCUCCAUCACUCUCCUCAAAUGGAUCAAAAUACGAUGAGUUGGGGAUGUGUUCUGCCAGAUUGAUGUCCACUGCGCGCCAUUUAGAUCGAGGUGAAGAUUUUGUGCGCUUGUAUCUAAAUUAUUUUUAUAUUCUUCUUUUUUCUCUUUACAAAGUAAAGGAAGAAUGAAAAUGUAAAUUCUUUGCUUAGAAAAAAGAAAAGAGUCUCUUCUACAGCAGAUCAACUUGCUGCUGGUUCUCCCAAAUGCGAUGUGGGAUGCACAUAAGACCAAUACGUGAGGUUGUAUUUAUCAAAUAUUUAUUGUUUUUUAUGUGGCUGGUGAUCGUAGGAAUCGUAAGUACUCGAGAAAAUGUUCUCUGUCUUUCUCUUUUUAAUAAGAAGAAAACCACAAUGUGAUGAGGCACACCCUGGAUUACUCA